UUAGCCCGGCCAAAGCCUUGGAUUGCCAGCCAUCACAUGGUCCCUUUAAGUGGCUUGUUGUCUACAAACAGCUUGGAAAGGCAAUUAGGAGUCAGGGAAGGGAAGGGGGCUCUGAGGAGCCCUUUCAAGGCAAAGAAGAAGCCUCACUCUGCCUGGGAAGAGGAGGAGGAUGGAGCUGGUCCUGGAGGCCAAGGAGAGAGGAAUUAAUCAAGAGCAAGAAAGCUGUGGAAUCUAGAGGAAAAAGAAGAUAUCCAGCCUUUCAACUGAUUAUAGCUAACUAGCCCUGUGAACUUCCCUCGACUGAAAAGACUUCAAAUAGAGGACCCAGAGUCUAAUACGCCUACUCCGUAACUCAUAAAAUUGCUCUGCUUGUGCCAUAUUGCUAACAGGAAGGGGAUAGUUAAAAUACAGAAAUCUUGAGGUUUUAGAUUUCUGGGACCUUAAGUAUUACAGGACUCUUACUGAGUCAUAUUUGAAUUAAAACCAGAUAUCAGGUGUCUAGAUACAAAUACAGGAUUGGAUUCCCAUUUAAUACUGAUAGUAGGAAUGAAAAUUAAGUUUAGUUAUCAAAUAUUUAAUCUUGCACAAUAGAUAUUUUGAGAUUCAGUUGGUUGUCAGAAAAGGGAUAUUUGUAGCUCUCUAGAACUGGAGGGGGGGAAGCACUGUUAUACACUGGAUUGCUGUCUAGAUACUGUUGUAGUCUCUAGAUUGUGAAUGUAAUCCUAAUCCGGUCAUAGGGAAUCGGUUUUUUUUUUCUGGUAGUGAUUCUGAGUACUUGAAUAUUUAUAAUCUACUCUUAGAAACAACCAGGAGUUGUCCAUAAUAAAUUUUGUUCUAGUGGAAAUCAGAAGUCUAGAAAUUGAUUUCUGGGUUUAAUUUGGACUAGGCUAGGGUCUGGAAGGACCAGAUUAUAACAAAUCAAAUUGAAAUUGAUUUAGCGAGAUCCAUAUAUUUAUCCAAAAAAUGAAUGCUAGGCACUAGGAUCUGGAGAGAGGAUCAGAACCCUAUAAUAGGGAAGCGAGAGAUCCUGAGAAUUUCUGAGGAUCCAGAAAAUAAAAUCCAGAAAUGUCUCAUUCUUAGACUGACUCAGUAGUUGAAUACAGUGACCCUUGAAUACAGUCAAGGCACUCCUUAAGGACUGAAGAAGUUGUAGACCUUUUAGUAAUUUAUAACUCCCCAGAACUAGAUCAGGACAUCAGAAAUCAGAGAGAAACUACAAGAUUCCCUUUUUUCCUCCUUGCUUCUGUAUUCAUGGAUAGCCCUAACAAUUUCUGCCGCCUCUGUGGCGCAGUGCUACGUGGGAACCAUCGGCGAUGGAUAUUCAGCCGCAGCAGUGGUAGCUCACGCCCUGAUCUGUUAGUGGUACUGUCUUAUGUCCUUGAUCGAGAGCCACCUCAGCGUGGGGAUGGACGUGGAGAAUUUCUUUGCGGAAAAUGUGCCCAGGCCUUGGGCCGUGUGUACCGCUUCGACACUGUCAUCGCCCGGGUUCAAGCACUCUCCAUUGACCGACUCCAGCGCCUCCUUUCAGAGAAGGACCAACUGGCCCGCUCCCUGCGCCACAUCCAUGCACGGCAGUUCCCAGAUGAGAAGGAUUCGGUGUUCUACACAGGCCAAGAGAUAUCAGCGAGCAUAGCAGAUUUGCCGCAUGUUCGGUACCAGCGUCUCUUGCAAGAUGACAUGGCCCUCUCUGAAUAUGAGUGCUGGGCAAAUGACACAGACAGCAGUCAACCAGGCACGCCUUGCCGGAAUCGACAGUGUCACAGCUGCCAUGGUCUGCGGGUCGAAGACUCUGAUUAUGAGUGGGUGUGCCGGACCCCAAGAAAGCUGGGGGUAUUGUCUCCCAUAUUUCCCCUGUGCCGGGAUAAAUCCCAGAGCAUGCCCACAGUCCACCACAUGAGCUCCCAGGCCUCUCUGAGGUCACAGAGUUUGGGGGAGGCUGAGUCAUGUUCGAUGCUGUCAUUAGAUACCUUGCCAGAGCCAGAUCUGACCUGGGAGGCUCUGAGGGCCCUGAGAGGCAUUGGAAGGAAGCAGCUGAGAAUACCUGCAGGCAGCAAGAUCCCAGUGCUAGCAGGGAAUAGGCAUGCAUCUCCAGCCCAGAGGGAGAGUCCAUUGGGAGAGGAGGCAUAUGAAGAAAUGGUGGAUGAGUUUCUGCCCCUGGAAGCAAAGCUCCACGCUCAGAGGACUCUAUACCAGGACCUCCAAGGGGCUUUUGACAACUUGAAGGAACGUCUCAAGGCAGCUGAAGAGGAGCUUGGGAGCUUUCAGGAGAAGGGAAAAGAGGCUGCAUGUCAGGAGAAGACAGCAGGUAGCCAAGAGCGUCUCAUCCAUCAGCUGACAAGAUGCCUACAGAGCAAGGAGAAGGUAUUACAGGACUAUCUGGUGAUUUUGCAGUCUCUUGGUUCUCCAGGGACCAAGCCUUCUGUGUUGGAAGUCUUAGUCAAGCAAAUGGCCCAGCGCCUGAAAGACAGAGACCAGGCUUUAGAGAAGAUAUUAUCCAGUCACUUCUCAGCGCUGGAAUCUGUGCACCGUGAAGUGAAGCACCUUCAAGAGGCACUGAAGGAUAAAGAUGCCGACCUGGCAAGACUUCACACUGCCUUGCACACAGGCGAGGAGACCCUGCAUGCAUUGCGUGAGGUGCUGCACCAGAAGGAUCAGGAGAUCCAGCGCCUGGAAUCCCUGUGUGCCUCCACCCGAGAAUCCUGCAAUCAACGUGACCAAACCUUCCUCCUGACUUUGAAGGAGAAGGAAACCUUAAUCAAAGCCCUACAAGAGGCACUGACCAGUAGCAACAAGGAUGUGGAGGUUCUGGCAAAUUCCCUCAACAGCCCAGACUUUGCCUCAGGGCUGCUCCAGCGAAUCCACGAGAAGGAAGACCUGCUGGCCCAAUCCUUAGCUGACCAGGAACAAAUGCAAGCCCAGUGGCAAAGACGCCUACAAGCAACAGAAGAGGCAGCAGCUACUCAGGAACAAGAACUACAGACCCGGCUGUGUCAGUAUGGCAAGGAUGCCCAACAACGGGCACAGGAAACUGAAAAGCUACGCAGGCGCCUGGCACAGACAGAGGCAGAACUGGCCCAGGGGGCUGCAGCAUUGGUGGAGCAUCACACCAAGAUGGCUUUACUCCAGCAGAUGGGAGAAAUGAAGGAUCGUGCACUUAAGACAGUUCUGCGAGAGGGAGAGGAAAAAGACCGGAUCCUACAGAAGUGGCAAGAACGCUGGUUGAAGGAGAUGAAGCAGGUCCCAAUAAGGACAAGGCCAGGCUCUUCUGCCUUCCACCUGAACCCAUCUCUACCUGACUUUAAGACCUUAAGCAAUUGAGAGAUACUCAAGAAAACAGAAUGGAAUCAGCAGAAACAGUGGACAAGGAUAGGUAGAAUGGAAGAAACUACCACUUAUUUCAGAAGGGGAGUGGUAUGGAGUGAGUAUCUCUUCCCUGUUCAUUUCCUAUGGAAGUGAAUGUUGAGGAUGCUGGAAAGCAACUCUCUUGGGGGACAAACUGUGUCUUGGGAGCACACUGCCUAUGUGAAAU
This is a messenger RNA of Sceloporus undulatus (fence lizard), 3529 nucleotides long. Its product is annotated as sodium channel and clathrin linker 1-like. The transcript is spliced from 11 exons. NCBI's taxonomy places the organism in Eukaryota, Metazoa, Chordata, Lepidosauria, Squamata, Phrynosomatidae. The record is from RefSeq and is a predicted model, not a curated record. Bases 1252 to 3318 code for a protein of 688 amino acids.